Rubroshorea leprosula is the source of this 1317-nucleotide messenger RNA. Lineage: Eukaryota; Viridiplantae; Streptophyta; Magnoliopsida; Malvales; Dipterocarpaceae. The record is from the annotation of a GenBank genome assembly.
CUCCGUUUUAGGGCUUUCAGAAAUCAAUUUGGUGAAGUAGAAAUUCGAUGAAGGUCCGAUCCGGUUCCGAUCUCCAGUUUAUAUGCGCGUGAAUUGUCUCCGAUCGGAAAUUGUUUCUUGGUCCACUCCGAUCGAACUUAUUCUUCGAUUUUUUCGAGGAUCAGUUGCUUCACUUCUUGCAGGAGAUGUCUUCGGCUCAAGAUCCUUUCUAUAUCGUAAAAGAGGAGAUUCAAGAAUCUAUCGAUAAAUUGCAAUCUAGCUUUCAGCAAUGGGAGCGAAUUGCUCCUGAUACUGGGGAACGACUGAAUCUCACCAAAGAGCUGCUUGCUAGUUGUGAGAGCAUUCAGUGGCAGGAAGGUGGAUGAAUUGGACAAAGCAAUUGCUGUGGCUGCAAGAGACCCUGCUUGGUAUGGGAUUGAUGAAGUGGAACUUGAAAAAAGAAGAAGAUGGACAAGCACCGCCCGAGCACAGGUAGGCAAUGUGAAAAAAGAUGUUGUAGCUGGGAAGGAGAAUGGUAAUAGCGCAAGUGCAAUGCACAGAGAAUUGAUGAGGCUUCCAAAUUCUCAUCAGCCUGAUAAAUCCAAUGAUUACUAUGACCGGGACAAUGAUGAUUUUAUAGCAUCAGAAUCAGAUAGACAAAUGCUGCUUAUAAAGCAGCAAGAUGAGGAAUUGGAUGAGCUUAGUGCGAGCGUUCAGAGAAUUGGUAACGUUGGACUUACUAUACAUGAAGAACUCAGUGCACAAGAGAAGAUCAUAGAUGAGUUGGGCACGGACAUGGAAAGUACAUCGAAUCGUCUUGAUUUUGUUCAGAAAAAAGUGGCCAUGGUCAUGAAGAAGGCUAGUGCUAAGGGGCAGAUUAUGAUGAUACUAUUUUUACUUGUUUUGUUCAUCAUUCUAUUCAUUCUUGUUUUCUUUACUUAGUCUCUAAACCGGGCUGUUCUCUCAUAUCUAUACGCCAGAGACGGACAUGAUCAAUGGAGUUAAUAUGGGGCUUAAAGCAUACAAGCGGCAAAGAACAGAAGAAUGAAGAAUUCGCCAGUGUGAUCUUGCAGUGGUUGAAUAAAUGUUACUAUUGGAUACGCUAGAGAAAGAAAGAUCUGCAAUUUUUAGGUCUUUUGACUAUUUUAAGACAGCUUAUAUUACUCAUACCUUAAGUUUUUUGGCCUGUGGUGUUUAUGUAAUUGUCUGUAGCUUAUAUAUUGUUCAUCCCUUGUGUUCUUCAGCAACAAUUAACCGUUACAGAUGAGUCCGAAUGCUGAAAUCUGUUAAUUUGGCUGCAUUUCGUUUCCUUUUCUUUCACGCCAAUCAUAUAGAUGU